GUAGAAACGGCUGGUAGCAAAGGGUGGGCUUCAAAAAGGGAAAAGAAAACGGAUGGUCUUGUCAAGAUAGGAAGCUGUGUAGACUCGGACAUCUUAAAUAUUGGGGAGCAUAUGGACGAUGGAGUUAACAAGGUCGACAUGUCCGACCACGAGCAGGAGAGAAGGAUUUGAACCCACAUCUGCCAAUUGGCUGUCCAGGACUGCUAGUUACAGCAUAACCAAGAUGAUAGGAAUUUGCCACACGGCAGAAUCACUCAAGAGACAAAUGACCUACAUGGAUAAGCAGGAGCCAUUGACUGGCGAGUAUUUGCUUUUGCUGUAAUCGAUGUAAGUAUGAACAAGAUAAAGUCAUGUUUAAUCCAUAAAGUCCCAUUCAGCAAAUUACAAAGAUCUGAUGACACAGAACACGAUCUAUUGAGGAUAAACCAGACGAUGCUACAUAUUGUCCAAUUGUCCACAAGCUCCGAGGGUCAAAAAAAACAAAAACAGCCGCAGCCAAAGGGUUCGAAAACCUCAUUUCCCAUCAUACUCUCUUUGCAUGCAAACAAGACUUGGUAAUACGUGCGAUACAUGGCCAAAUGACGGGACACACCGAGCUCUGAAUUAAACGCGACGCCCCAGCACUGACGCGUUUUUGUCCUCUGGAGCAUCAUGUCCGUCUCCCGCUCCUCUUCCACCGACUCGCUCAACAUCCCAUUAACCCUCCUCGCACGCACGGAUCCCUUCCCGCAAACUGCCAUUUCACCCGCAACAAAACCCAAUGUCCAACCCAUGAAUACGAAACAAGAACCGAGCGCUGAUCUAUCUCGCAUGGAUCCCGACAAGAGUGGGGAGGGUGUACAGGACGGCCCCUUGCGCCUAGACACGAGUGAGGGUGUGCAUGGACAGGAUAUGGAGGAGAUCAUCGAAAAGAUUGCUGCUGUGGAACUUGUUGAGCAGGGUGUUAGGGAUCAUGCUAUGUCAGAAAAGCGCGAGGAAGCGCGUGAGCAUGGGCAGCACGGCGAGAAUACGUUUGGUCAAGCUUUACCCGAGUCGCAAUUGAAGCGGUCCGCAGGCCAUCCAGCUCCCAAGUCCCUCAAAAGCUCUGUCAAAUCAGGGCUAUCACGGCCGAAAUCAUCGACAAAUGUUGUCAACGCCGAUCAACCACCAAAAUCAAAACGGUCGUCACCGAAAAAGACGGCGGGAAGCACCGGGCCAAUACGGUCUCAAACGUCAUCUCCCGUACGUGUAAGUCGGUCUAGGAAUCCGUCACAGGCCUUUGCACAGUCUUCCGUUCAUGAGAGCAAGGUGGAAAAAGUGGGAACUGAGCCCGAGGCGGUGACAGCUCCCCUGCUGCCAAUGCAUGACGACCUCAUGGCCGACUCUGUCCACAUGGAUAUAGAUCCCGAUGCCUUGAAAUUCGGGGAAUCGGUAGACAAAUGGACAGGUCUGAUGCGUCGAGCAAUUCUGGCUGAUUUCAUUACUGCUAAAAGCGAUCUAUUACGUCGUCAACAUCAGUUGGUCGAAAGCGCGCGGCAAGGCUUUGCGGGCGAGGUUGAUUCGCUCUCUGAUCAGCUUCGUCAUGUGAGGUCCCAAAUUGCAUUCUACGAAAAGAAGGCGGAAAAGAGGGAGAAAUUGGUCGAUGCAGCCUUGCUCUAUUUGACGAGAAAACGGGAAAAGGCGACAGCAGCCCUCCUCUUUGGUCGCUGGCGGUCAAAGCAUGCGGAAUCACGUCGGCUACGACUCGCGUUCAAGCUCACACAGCAAUACGCUACCAAAAACCUGCAGCGUAAGAUGUUACUAGGGUGGCAGAGAGCCGCUGGGACAACCUGGCGACGAACGGUGGAGCGCAAAAUCAAGAUGGAAGCCGAAAAGGCAAUGGAAAACCUUGCUAGCGAGUAUGAGAAGCGCAUUGCAGUGAUUAAAGAAGAACUUGCGGAUGUUCAUGCCCGACUGGACGAGUCUGAACGAGCGCGAUCCCUCCAGCAGGAAGACAUGAAGAAGGCUUUUAUGCGGGGUGUAUGUGCUUUAAACAUGGAAGCCAUGUCCAUGUUUCGCGGGGCCAUGGCAAAUGGGGAAAUGAUGGAUGGGAUGGGGGGAUACGGUGUGGAUCCGCCGACACAACCUUCCCAUCUCAACGCGGGGUAUCGGAGCGAUAUCCAACCGCAACAACGAACAACAGAUUGGGAUGACCCAUCCAGACGAGAUCGUCAAGGCGGCAUGGCAGGUCCCAACAGCGUUCCAUUGCCACCACGCCGUACCACAACCUUUCCGUCCAAACCAGACUCACUAAAAGCGACGAUAGAAAGUGUCACCAACCAGAUUGCAUCAAAAUCGUAUUCUUCACCGUAUCAGCCAACGUCGUACCAAGGACGCGGAUCUGCGUUUGUGACGCGGCAUGCUCAACAGUCUGCUGCUGGUUGGGCCGGGGAAGCUGGGGAAUGGUCUGCGGGGGAACGUGGGAACCUACGACUGGGAGCCGUGCCAGUUCCUCAGAGAUAUCCCAGUUGAUACAAUGAAAAUAGUUGUGAAGCGAGUACCGCUCUGGAGGCUCUCAUGAUGCUUGUAGAUUGUUGAACGUUGUAUGUUUUGUCCCUAAUUUAUUACCUGGUCGAGAUUCC
This is a messenger RNA of Spizellomyces punctatus DAOM BR117, 2600 nucleotides long. RefSeq lists its product as uncharacterized. The record is from RefSeq and is a predicted model, not a curated record. NCBI's taxonomy places the organism in Eukaryota, Fungi, Chytridiomycota, Chytridiomycetes, Spizellomycetales, Spizellomycetaceae. Gene Ontology annotation, cellular component: centrosome. The transcript has 7 exons. The coding region runs from base 652 to 2490 and encodes 612 amino acids.